Capsicum annuum is the source of this 1125-nucleotide messenger RNA. RefSeq names its product protein TIFY 10A. The transcript has 3 exons. Gene Ontology annotation, cellular component: nucleus. Bases 224 to 913 code for a protein of 229 amino acids. Lineage: Eukaryota; Viridiplantae; Streptophyta; Magnoliopsida; Solanales; Solanaceae. Gene Ontology annotation, biological process: regulation of jasmonic acid mediated signaling pathway; regulation of defense response; response to wounding. The record is from RefSeq and is a predicted model, not a curated record.
AAAGUAAUUAAAGUCUCCAUAUAUUCCUCGUGCUUAACCCACCCCACCCCCACUCAUACCUCACGUCCACUUCCGUGUUUGAAUUGAAAUAUAUAUACAUGUGCUUUUAACCUGUAGUCCUCAACUUUACUUUCGUUCAACAAGAAGAAAGAAGAAAGAAGAAGAAAGAAGAAAGAGAAGAAGAUCUUUAGUGUUUUUCGAGUGAUAAGAAAAGUAUUUAGUAAUGGCUUCAUCAGAGAUUGUGGAUUCUGGCAAAUUGGCUGGUCAGAGAUCGCAUUUCUCUCAUACGUGUAGCUUGUUGAGCCAAUACUUGAAAGAGAAGGGUUCUUUGGGAGAUCUUUAUCUUGGUAUUAGCCGCAAUUUUGAUUCAACUGGCUCUGCUACUAUGGAUUUGCUUCCAAUGAUUGAGAAAUCGGCAGCAACGAAUACUCAGAAAUCGAUGAAUCUGUUCCUUCAAGGUGCAACCAAGGCUGAAUCGAGUAUUGAUAAAUCACAGAUGACCAUAUUUUAUGCAGGUCAAGUUAUUGUUUUCAAUGAUUUUCCGGCAGAUAAAGCUAAGGAAAUCAUGCUUAUGGCUAGUAACAACGCCAACAAUACACAAAAUCCAAUCAACAAACAAGCGGAAUCUACUGUUGAUUUGGUUACCCCUGCUGUUAACAUUGUCCCGCCCAGUUUAGCCAACACUUCCAUCCAGGAACAUCAAAUGACUUCUCAGCCUAUUGUUUCUGAUUUACCAAUUGCCAGAAGAGCUUCACUUACAAGGUUCUUAGAGAAAAGAAAAGAUAGGCUGACUGCAAAAGUACCAUAUCAAACAAGCACCCCUCAUAAACACACAGCUAAUCCUAAGAAGGAAGAAAACAAGGCAUGGCUGGGAUUGGGUGCUCAGUUUCCUGUGAAAACUGAGCAAUACUAGUACUUAGUUUUGUAGAGGAUAAUACUACUACAAUUCCAAGUUUAAUCUUGGCUUUCAACUCUCAUUGAACCCACUUAGAUCUGACUACUAUUCCCUAUUAUUAAUAAUACAUUUCUGUAAUUAAUUAAAACCAUAUAUGGUUUUUAUCUGCCCUUGUAGGUAUUCAAAUCAUCGUUUCUCAAGUUUUCAUUUGUAAUGGAAUUUUACAACAA